Molecule: messenger RNA, 859 nt
Organism: Dermatophagoides farinae (American house dust mite)
Lineage: Eukaryota; Metazoa; Arthropoda; Arachnida; Sarcoptiformes; Pyroglyphidae
Gene: Dtd
Product: D-aminoacyl-tRNA deacylase
Biological process (GO): tRNA metabolic process
Cellular component (GO): cytoplasm
Molecular function (GO): D-tyrosyl-tRNA(Tyr) deacylase activity
Source: RefSeq, a predicted model, not a curated record
CAUUUUCACAGUUUAUAUAGUUUUGUAUUCGGUUAUUCACUGAAUUCAACAUAUAUCAUCAACAAUGAUUAAUGUUUCGUUAGUUUGAAACAGAUGUAAUCUUAAAAUAACCAUUUUCCGCGUACACCAUCGAAUCGUUAUCGAUAAAUUCGUCCUUUACUUAUCAAUCACAUGAUUAAAGCAUGGAUUUGAUUAUCGGUUAAUUUAAAGUUUCUUUCGUGAAUAGAACAAGAAUUGGAAAAAUGCGAGCUGUUAUACAACGAGUCAAAUCUGCAUCGGUGACUGUGGAUGGAAAAUUGAUCUCAAAAAUUGGUCCAGGAUUGUGUGUCCUCAUUGGAAUAUCUCGUGAUGACAAAGAGACUGAUUCAGAUUGGAUCAUGAAUAAAAUUCUGAAACUUUGUCUAUUUGACAAUAUUGAAUCUGGCCGCCGAUGGUCAUCAAACGUUGUUGACCGUCAACUUGAAAUACUUUGUGUAUCACAAUUUACCUUAUAUGCAACAAUGAAGGGAAAUAAACUGGAUUUCCAUCAUUCAAUGGAAUCGACUACUUCGCGUAUCGUAUACGAAUGUUUAUUGGAUAAAAUGCGUCGUUCAUAUGAUCCUUUGAAAAUUCAUGAUGGUUUAUUUGGUGCAUUUAUGGCCUUAGAUAUUGUCAAUGAUGGUCCAGUUACGAUCAAUAUCGAAUCACCUCAGAGUCCUGUUGAAAAGCAAAAAAGCAACGAUGGAAACAAAAGCUGAAAACGAAUGAUUCAACAUAUUUUUUUAAUAUUACUUAAUAAAAAUAAUGAAAUGUUUAUGACAAGAAGUGGUUCACAGAAUAAAUAUUUAUAAUAAAAAAAAGUCAAAUACAAAUCAAACAA